Setaria italica (foxtail millet) is the source of this 627-nucleotide messenger RNA. RefSeq names its product mitochondrial import inner membrane translocase subunit Tim13. The transcript has 2 exons. The coding region runs from base 136 to 402 and encodes 88 amino acids. Lineage: Eukaryota; Viridiplantae; Streptophyta; Magnoliopsida; Poales; Poaceae. The record is from RefSeq and is a predicted model, not a curated record.
GCUCCCCCUGCCGCCCCAGCGCAGUAUAACCAACCAGCCGCGCCGGCAAAAUUCCUCCUCGACGGAGAACGCGAACUAACCAGCCACCGAUCGCCCGCGCAGGACUUGGAGAGCAAGCAAGGCAAGCGCGCGGCCAUGGACUCCUUCUCGUCGCCCUCGCUGUCGUCGUCAGGUUCCAGCCCCAACCCGGAGGCCGUCAUGGAACAGAUCAAGGCGCAGCUCGCCCAGGCUUACGCGCAGGAGUUUCUCGAGACCGUGGGGAACAAGUGCUUUGAAAAGUGCGUGACCAAGCCAGGAUCAAGCUUGAGUGGAAGCGAGAGCAGCUGCAUAUCACGUUGUGUUGACCGCUACAUUGAGGCCACCGGUAUUGUCAGCCGGGCCUUGUUCAGCUCCCAACGCUAGGAACACAUGAAAGGAAGAAUUUCAAAUAUCGCUCAUGAGAAUGAUGUACCCUUGAGAUUUUUGACUUGUCAGAAUACAUGACAUUUGAUGCUUGGUUGUACAAGCAGUGUUAGUCCUCUAAAGACUCCAGGUUCUUCUUGUAAGCCUUUCUGCUUUAGUAGAAGAAACAAGAGGCUCUAUCAAGUGGCGCAGAUGUUUAAUUACGCUCAUCAUGUGGUUUGUUUC